GGUUCCCUACAAAAAUGUAACCAAAUUUAUUUUUAUAAUGCCAACUUGACAUAUGGUAUGAUUAUCUUAUUGCUCCAUCCACAUCUUGCAUCACAUUUUCCCAUAUAAAUUCAUGGCAAAUGAACUACUACUAGUACUUAAAGAAGCAGGUUCUCACCUUCAAAUCAAAGAAGACACUAACAAUGGGAAUCUGCAGAAAUAUGGACACACGAGUAAGGGUACAAAGAAAACUUGGAGGAAACAGAGCUGCACUAUUUGUAUAUGCUAUGGAAGGUCUAGAGAAUAUGGCAUUUGUUGCCAAUGCAGUGAGCUUAGUAACUUACUUCCUUGGGAACAUGAACUUCAGCUUAACAAAAUCAGCCACAACUCUAACCAACUUUAUGGGAACUGCUUUUUUACUACCACUUGUAGGAGGAUUUAUUAGUGAUACCUAUUUGUCUAGGUUCAAGACUUGUGUUCUGUUUGCAUGCAUGGAAUUGUUGGGAUAUGGUAUCCUAACAGUUCAAGCACGUUUCCAACAAUUGAGACCAAUUCCCUGCAAAGAUAAUAUGAACCAAUGUGAUGCAGCAACUGGAAGCCAUGCUGCUAUACUUUAUACAGGACUAUACCUUGUUGCAUUAGGAACAAGUGGUGUUAAAGCAGCUUUACCAGCCUUAGGAGCUGACCAAUUUGAUGAUAAAGAUCCAAAAGAAGCAUCUAAAUUAUCAAGCUUUUUUAAUUGGUUCUUGUUUAGUCUUACCUCAGGAGCAAUACUUGGUGUUACUUUCAUUAAUUGGAUUAGUACUAACAAAGGAUGGGAUUGGAGUUUUACUGUGAGCACAUUAGCAGUCUUAUUCUCAAUUGUGUCCAUUUGCAUGGGAAAAUCAUUAUACAGAAACAAUACUCCAAAGGGAAGUCCUCUGAUUAGAAUCAUACAGGUGUUUGUGGCAGCCUUCAAAAAUAGAAAACUCCAAAUUCCAGAGAAUGAAAAUGAAAUGCAUGAGAUCCAAGAAAAAGAAAAAGAGGACAAUUAUGAAAGCCUUAAAAGGACAGAUCAAUUCAGAUUCUUGGACAGGGCAGCAGCAAUUGGUAGAGACAGUACAACAUCAUGGAACCUUUGCACAGUGACACAAGUAGAAGAAACAAAAAUCUUAAUCCGAAUGCUACCAAUAAUAUUAAGCACCAUAUUCCUAAACACGUGUUUAGCACAGCUUCAAACUUUCAGCAUACAACAAAGCACAACAUUGGACAGAAACAUCUUAGGAUUCAAAAUGCCAGGACCAACUCUCCCAGUUAUUCCUCUAUUGUUCAUGUUUUUCCUAAUCCCUCUAUACGACCGAAUUUUCGUUCCAUUUAUUCGAAGAUUCACAGGCAUACCAACCGGAAUUCGACACCUUCAAAGAAUUGGAGUUGGACUAGUUCUCUCAGCUAUAUCAAUGUUAAUAGCUGGUUUUGUCGAAACGCGUCGAAAGUCAGUAGCCACUAAACACAAUAUGGUAGAUAGUAAUGAGCCUUUACCGAUGAAUGUGCUUUGGUUAGGUUUGCAAUAUGCUAUUUUUGGUGCUGCAGAUAUGUUUACACUUAUUGGACUUCUAGAGUUUUUCUAUGCAGAAAGUUCGGCCGGAAUGAAAUCACUUAGUACAGCAAUUUCUUGGUGUUCUGUUUCUUUUGGUUUUUUUACAAGCACUGUGGUUGUUGAGAUUGUUAACAAAGUGAGUGGAGGGUGGUUGGCUAGUAAUAAUUUGAAUAGAGACAAGCUUAACUACUUUUAUUGGUUAUUGUCUAUCAUAAGUGUUGUAAAUUUUGGAUUUUACUUGGUUUGUGCUUCUUGGUAUAGAUACAAAACGGUUGAAGACAAACAAGGUGGUUCAAAUGAUGAUGUUGAGAUAGUUAAGGUUUAAUUUUAGAUUACUAGGACUAUUUAAUCUACCUGUAAUUUAUAUGUUUAUG
Messenger RNA from Trifolium pratense (red clover), 1929 nucleotides. Its product is annotated as protein NRT1/ PTR FAMILY 4.5-like. Gene Ontology annotation, biological process: transmembrane transport. Gene Ontology annotation, molecular function: transmembrane transporter activity. The record is from RefSeq and is a predicted model, not a curated record. Bases 183 to 1880 code for a protein of 565 amino acids. NCBI's taxonomy places the organism in Eukaryota, Viridiplantae, Streptophyta, Magnoliopsida, Fabales, Fabaceae. The transcript has 6 exons. Gene Ontology annotation, cellular component: membrane.